Molecule: messenger RNA, 1638 nt
Organism: Ramularia collo-cygni
Lineage: Eukaryota; Fungi; Ascomycota; Dothideomycetes; Mycosphaerellales; Mycosphaerellaceae
Exons: 3
Coding region: 1-1638 (545 amino acids)
Biological process (GO): regulation of DNA-templated transcription
Molecular function (GO): DNA-binding transcription factor activity, RNA polymerase II-specific; zinc ion binding
Source: RefSeq, a predicted model, not a curated record
AUGAUGACGCAGUCUUACUAUGGUGAUGGUUACGACGCAUUCGGUCGCCCGAAUCCACGAGCCCCGUCCUCUGCUGCGUACUAUGAACGUCCGAAUCCCUACAGUCACAGCUACUACGACGCGAAUCAGCAAGACCUCCGUUCGGACUACGUUGGCCGGAAUGGCACUCGUACAUUGAUUCAGGAACAGGGUUCGGAACACGGCCCUGCCGGAUUGCAGCGCCGGCGGAUUCAAGUUGCAUGUUCACGUUGCAGAAGACGGAAGAUCAAAUGCACCGGAGAUCCAGGUGACGGCAGUGGCUGCUCAGCAUGUCGGUCUGCUGGAGCCGACAGAUCUUCUUGCACAUUCAUUCGAGUUGGAAGUCACUCUCUAUCGACACAGGUUCUAGACGUACUCCCCACAACUGGAGUAGAGCGAUCAACAACGCCGACUACAGCUACCUACAGCGCAGCAACGUUGUCUGGCGCCUACCAAAACGGAGUCUAUCAAUCUGGCCAUCGCCCAUCUCUGCCGUUAUUACAAACACGAUUGGCGUAUCCCGAAUACGAAUCGUACGGUACAUCUCCCCCCGACGAGUACUCCUGUAGUUCCUCGUCACUCCCGCGGCAACAUUCGUACUCCAGCAGCAACUAUGGAGCAGAAAGUUUUCGCCCAUGGACCGCCGGUACUAUUGUCGCCCCUGUCACGUCUACCAGCGUGUACUAUGAACCUGGAACGGCGUUCUCCGCUAGCUUCGGCAGUUUACAGGCAGCUCCGUCAUACACCCCCACAGCGUACACUCCGGCUCCCGUCAACCGGCUGCCUGGCGCUUCGAGCGAAGCUUUUUCCCCACUGAACAUGGCCUCAAUGCAUACUUCGUUGCCAUCACAGACGGUUCAGGAAAGGCGCCUGCCAAUACCCUACACCCAAACCCAUGCCCCACCCACAUACAUGACUCCAGAAGUCCCGCAGAUCCGCCCAUUGGGUUCCUUCACGGAGCCUCGAGCUCAUAUCAAUGGCAUCUACAGCCGCAACGGCAUGCCAUGGUCUUCUGAUAACCCAGCAACGUCAUCCACAUCGUCUCGUGUUGGGUCCCUCAGCAGUAUCCCCAACCCUCGGAACGACUCUGCAAACACUACAUCGGGAAGCACCUCCUCAUCAUACACAAGUGAUCCCAUUCUUGGCUACCAGUUCAGUGCAUCGACGGGCAGUCCCACGACAUCACCAACAGCAGGUCCGCCACUGUCUGAAAGCUUUCAGGGCGCAUCAAACACGGCCUCUGCAUUCAUGCUUCCUCCCGCUUCCAGAACCCGUAUCCCGCGCGGAUCUUCGUAUCCAAACCUUCCAUCGUUGACUGGUGGAAGUGGAGACGAGUACCAGCAGCCAUCUUCUUCCUCCUCCUCCUCCUCUCGGGAAGCUGCCGCGAGCCUUUACAGUUUCAGUACAGGCGUUGAUCUAUCUGACCGCGUCUCUUCUGAACGUCAACGCCACCACCGUCAUCGUCACAACAAUGACGAGCAAUCUCAUACCAGCCACCGCACAUCUCAACCACAGCAUGCCGCGAGUGUUGAUGAGUUGAGACGGAGGUCUCACGAUCAGCAACAGCGUUCUUCUACCGCCCACCGAAUGUCGGUCUCGAACAUUAAUGGCAGGUGUUGA